This is a messenger RNA of Suillus discolor, 753 nucleotides long. RefSeq lists its product as uncharacterized. Bases 1 to 753 code for a protein of 250 amino acids. Lineage: Eukaryota; Fungi; Basidiomycota; Agaricomycetes; Boletales; Suillaceae. The transcript has 3 exons. The record is from RefSeq and is a predicted model, not a curated record.
AUGUCCAACUCCUCCACACUCCAUACAUAUGAACUCAGUGACUUUACUGCAUGGGAUGCUGCAAACGUCUUAGAGUUUGCCACUGCCCGAUUUGCUGCCAUCUGGCUAGUUUGCGACCAGAACCAUAUACCUCGGACACCAGAUUACAAAGCCAGCUUCAUCUGGCACCUUCAAUGGGAGGCUGAUGUGAGUGUCUCAUCAAUCAGUCCAUCAGCCGGUCGGUCAGUCGUCCUCAACAUUCAUCCAACAAUGCCCAAUCUCCUCCGCACCAUCAUUGGAAGACUUGCCAGAUUCCAAACCGGGACGAUCACCGCCAAACAAUUGCACAAUGAAUUCUUCGCACACUGCUCUCUGAAUAGCCCUGAACUGAGGGCUAUUAACCGAGUUGUGCCUAACUACCGGUACAAUUGGUGGAAGGAUCGCUUCGACCGGUUGGGGUUGGACCUGCCGGUCUUGAACAUCCAUGAGGUCAUGGAGAUGACCCAAGACCACUUCGCACAACUGCCGACGGGAGCCAUGCUUGUGCCUGGUCCUGUGGUGACUGGGCAGGUGGAUGGUGAUGCCCUCUUCAAUCAAAUCGUGGCAGUGAGGGCCCACCUCAAACAUCUCGGUGAUGCAAUGGGUGCUUUGCUGGACCAGAAGACCCAGGUUGCCACUGCAGCUGCAUCCACCAUGUCCCAACUUGAGGGACCGAUUGCCGACCUGGAGGAAGCACUUUUGAAUUCUAGUGGGCAAUUGUCGGGCAAGGAUUGA